AUGGAAUAAAACAAUGUUACUUUUUAUAAGCACCCUAUGAUUCAAUAAAGAGAUUUGAAGGAUUAAAGUAUUUUAAAAACUUUAGUUGUAAUUGGAGAAACAGGAGUUGGGAAAUCAACAAUGAUAAACUUUUCAGCAAUCACUAUAUUGGAUUCUAACAUGCAGAUCCAUUUAGAUUUAUAAUUGUUGAUGAAGAAUAAAUAUAACAACUAUAUAAAAGGAUUGGAUGGAAAUUCUACUCUAAGAAUAAUUGAUACCCCUGGAUUUAGAGCCACUAGAGGAUACGAAGAAGAUGAAAAAAUUUCAAACUUAAUAACAACAAAAUUGCAACCCUAGAUUCGAUUGCUUUGA
Molecule: messenger RNA, 351 nt
Organism: Paramecium tetraurelia
Lineage: Eukaryota; Ciliophora; Oligohymenophorea; Peniculida; Parameciidae
Exons: 1
Source: RefSeq, a predicted model, not a curated record